Messenger RNA from Nezara viridula (southern green stink bug), 1269 nucleotides. The record is from the annotation of a GenBank genome assembly. Lineage: Eukaryota; Metazoa; Arthropoda; Insecta; Hemiptera; Pentatomidae.
AGAUGUUUUGAACUCAAUACUACAAGACAGUGCUAUAGUUCUUAUCGAUGAAGAAGAAUCCAAUGGACUAGUAGAUGGCGCUCAGCUCGGAGAGCCAAAAAUCUGUGGCUAUUCAAGUAAGAGUCAGGCCGAAUUGAACCAAAAUGGAAGAGCCGUGGCUGGGAUUCGGGACUGGCCUUGGAUUGCUGUCCUGUAUACUCCUUCGAACAUGACAGAGCACAUUGGUGGCGGAGUGGUCAUAACUCACAGGCACAUUUUAACUGCAGCACAUCUUUUUAAAGAGAGACCCAAAGAAUAUGCAGUGGUACGACUGGGAGAGUACGAUUUCGACAGGAAAAGAGAAUCCAGAAGUAUGGACUAUAAAAUACUGGAUUUGCGAAAACAUGAGGAUUACGAAGCAGCUUCUCAUCAUAAUGACAUAGCAAUAUUGAAGCUUGACAGAAGGAUUGAGUACAAUGUCCAUGUUCAACCAAUAUGUCUCCCUUCAAAACAAAAUGACUACACGAACACGUUUGGUGUUGUAGCAGGAUGGGGACAGAUUCAAUUCAAAGGCACCUACUCAAAAGUACUCUUAGAAGUAUCACUCCCAAUUUGGGAGCAUGAAAAAUGUCAGCACCGAUUUAUAGAACCAAUUUUCUGCACCAACAUUUGUGCCGGCUUUGAAGAAGGUGGCAAGGAUUCCUGUACGGGUGAUUCAGGAGGUCCUCUGGUGCAACAGAGGGAGGACGGGAGGUGGACGAUAAUUGGAGUAGUGUCCUGGGGAGAUGGGUGUGCAAAGCCGCAGAAACCUGGGAUAUACACAACUGUCAACAAGUUCUUGGACUGGAUAGCGGAGAGGAUACAAGAUGUCGAUGGAGGGGACGAUCCGCCCCUGGAAGAUGGUGCGAUCAGCACAGCGCUCCAACCACCUGCUAUACAAGACCAAGACCAAGACCAAGACCAAUCUGGAGGAAGAUUCUCAUUUUAAGGGUCGAGUCGAAUCAGAUACUACAGUUCUCAACGCUACAUACUUCACUUCACUAAUUCUCCAUUAGGAAAGAGUACACUGCCAUGCUAGGCAUUAAUAAUAAAAAUAGUUAAUUUUAGUUUGUGAUAAAAUUCAAUAAUUUAAAUAUAAUUUGAAUAUUUUUUGUUAUUUUUACAUUAUUUAUAGACCACGUCCACUGCACGUUAUGUAUUUGUAUGCAUUUUAUGAAUUAGGUUAGGAAGAGAGAGGAGAGAAUUUAGGGAAUGAGAAAAAUGUAUAACUGGAGAAAAGGAAGAGAAAGG